AUGGCCAAGAUACCAGCACUCUUACGCUUAUGUGCUCCACAUACCGGAAGCUCUUCCUCGAAGGUCUCAGUGACCAUUCAUAUCGCUGGCGCCGGAGAUAAACAACCAAAGGUGUUCACCACAUCGGAUAAGAUCGAAGGAGUGGUGACUAUCACAGUGGUGGAGAAAACUUCCUUCGACGACAUCAAGAUCACACUUGAAGGGAUAUCCAAGGUAAUGACAUGGGGAGGCAUCAAUGGACCGCCACUCGUCGGUGCUCGUCAGACAUUCAUGAAGCUUCAUUAUCCAAUCGAGAAGAGUACUUAUCAACUACCAUCGAUCCUGGAGCCGGGCUGGUGCUAUAAGUUCUCGUUUACGUUUGUUGUGCCGGAGAACCUGACACUCACGCCAUGCGAGGGCAAAACAGAUGAUGCGGGUAUCAAAAAUGCGCAUACCAGGUUACCUCCCUCAAUGAGCAAGGAGACCGACACAGAAUGCUUCUCUAUUAAAUACAUCGUCCGAGUGGUUAUCCUGGGGCCAAUAUACGGUAAAGACAAGCCGACAAAGAGAUUAGUCCACGCUGUUCGACCCGUGAAGAUACUUCCGUCUGGCUCUAUGGGCUGCCCCGGCGACCUUUCCAUCAAAAUGCUUUCAUCUCACAAAGACAUCAGAAUUAGACAUGGCUGGAGAGGAAAAUGUGCUGGACGCUUAGCCGUACUAGCUUCACCUACAGGGCCCAUACGACCUCCCUUCUGUCGAACUGAUGCCGCCGACCACGCCAAAACCUCGAUUAAGGUAGACCUUAGAUACAGCCCAGUUGGAACCGAACCUCCUCCUCGCCUGCGAAAGGUGUAUUCAAAGUUGAACUUGGUAACAUCCUUCCACACCACCCCGCGAGAACAGCAUCCAUGUUUCAAAGAGAACAAAAGCUCCAAUUUACCCUCGGGAAAUCACGUUCAAUCUUUGAUGCUUCCAAAAUUCGAUAUUGCAUCGGCUCAAUGGGCAAAAGUACAGUCACCCAGUACCAGCGUUUCGUCUCCCUGGCAGGACUAUCAGGCAAACUUCAACAAUGAGGAAGCAACAUAUACCGCAUCAAUCGUUGUCCCAAUUUCCGUUCCAAUGCAUGACGACCUUGUACCGAGCUUUCACUCCCGCUUCAUUUCGCGCAUGUAUACCCUGGAGCUUAUUCUCUCCUAUUGCACGGCAAAUGGCCCUCGAAGGAGUGCUGUUAAAAUUGAGGUUCCUAUUGAGGCCACCUCGUGA
This is a messenger RNA of Aspergillus oryzae RIB40, 1242 nucleotides long. RefSeq lists its product as uncharacterized. NCBI's taxonomy places the organism in Eukaryota, Fungi, Ascomycota, Eurotiomycetes, Eurotiales, Aspergillaceae. The transcript has a single exon. Bases 1 to 1242 code for a protein of 413 amino acids. The record is from RefSeq and is a predicted model, not a curated record.